Coregonus sp. 'balchen' is the source of this 7345-nucleotide messenger RNA. The record is from the annotation of a GenBank genome assembly. NCBI's taxonomy places the organism in Eukaryota, Metazoa, Chordata, Actinopteri, Salmoniformes, Salmonidae.
AUGAAGGUGAGGCAUAAGUACCUAAUAUCUGACCUCUACCAUCUAGCUUACUCCUAACCAGAACCUUAACAGUUCCCUAGUUCCCUUCCCUAGUAUAACUUUAUAAUCUGGUAAAUGUAUUCACCAACAUCAUAAAAAAUUAUCAUGUUUAUAUAUAAUUUGUUUAUCAGUAUCAAUAAUAUUUAACAUCAGUCAGAUAUAUCCUGUAGAAGAAACAGAGGGGGUAAAUGCAGCACUGUCAUUCCUCAAACAGGCUUUGUCUAGUGUCUUUGAGCUUGCUGUCCUUUGAUUUAGUGAAUUCAAUCUGGUUUCAAUAACCUGUCUCUCCUCUCUCCAGACGUACCUUAAACUGAUUAAAAAGCAACAGAAAGAGCUGAACUCUAUCAAGAAGAAGCACGCUAAGGUGGGUUGAUGUUUUAGACUGCUCUUCUAUUAACAGAGCUAACACUAGGACAGCUCAUUCAUCCUGACGUCCACACAUUGAUCGCGAGAAAGAGAUGGGGAGAGAGCGAGAGAGCGAGAGGGAGAGAGAGAGAGAGAGAGCGAGAGAGAGAGAGAGAGAGCGAGAGAGAGAGAGGAAAAAAGAGUGAUAGAGGUCUCUCCUUUCAUCAUUCACUGUUGUCUGACCCCCGCACGCACACACACAAACACACACUCUAGAGUGCAUCCUGUAACCUAAGGUGUUUGUAUUUGAUCUCACCAGAGAGUGGACAGACAGAAAUUAGACUUGCUAAGAUGACCCACCCCCUCACACAUGCAUGCAAGCACACACACACACACACACACACACACACACACACAGUAGCUAGACUUCAGUCACUAACACUCUGUCCUUAUGAAAUCUCUUCUUACGCAACAGCAUGUGUGUUGUGAAAAUAUGUUAUGGUUUGUAUACUAAAGAGAGGAUCUCUUGUAGGGUUGACCAUAGUAACUUCCUGCUGUGAUGAGGUGUGAAUGAAGGAGUCAGGCGCAGGAGGUAAAACACAGAAGUCCAGAGUUUAUUCCGUUUACAUAAAUAAAACGCACCCAACGUCAAUACGAAACUAUCACAAAGGAAAUAUUCCACCUUGGCAAUAACAAAUGGAAGAGUUGGAAAACGCGAGCGCCAGAUCAUGGUAUUCGGGGGGAAUGCGCAUGGUGGGGGUACCGUCUGGACUUUCCACCGUGGUCGCACCAACGGAAACACCUAGACACCUACCCGGACACUCACGCGACCACCCCGUAAGAACCCUCUGCGGCCAUGAAAAAGUGGGGUUGUGAAGGGCUAACCACGGAAUACCUAAGACUACAGGGUAAGCAGGAGACUCAAUAAUCAAAAAAGUGAUCUGCUCAACAUGCGUCUCCUGUGUAAUCGUGGUGACUCGUACAGUAACCUCCUUAACGAACCCGGACCCCUAAUGGUCGACUAUCAAGUGCUCUGAUGGGGAUUGGGAUGGAUAGGGGAACCAAUGAAAUGCCUUGACGGCGUGCAAAUGCCCUGUCCAUAAAGUUCCCAGCUGCGCCUGAAUCGACUAGCGCCUUACCCUGGGAAACUACCAGGUGAUCGGGAAAGGAGAUAGAUAAGGUACAGUGCGCCGCAAAGGGCUCUGAACAAUUUUGGGUGUUCGUUACCUGGGGUGAUGCGUGAGUACCCUGCCCACCGCCUCCAGACCCAAAGGAACGUUGACUGCGAUGUGAGGUGGAUUGUCCCUUCGUGCCACCAGAGUGGCACUGUCGCUGUCCUCCUGCGCUCUCUCGACCGGCGGCUCCCCCCAGCUCCAUCUGCUCGGGGUCAGAGUUGUCCGGAGUGGGAACGGGCAGACCCCUAUCAGGACGUCCUCUGGCUGCUAGCAGAUUGUCCAGCCGGAUGGCCAUGUCCACCAGUUGGGAGCACGAUAGCAUGGCAUCACGGCAGGCUAGCUCCCGUCGGACGUCCUCCCUUAGGUGGCACCGGAAACGGUCGAUCAGGGACCGCUCGUUCCACCCGGACCCCGCUGCCAGCGUCCGGAACUCCAGCGCGUAGUCCUGUGCGGUCCUCGUCCCCUGCCUCAGAUGGACCAGUCGUUCGCCCGCCUCUCGACCCUCAGGCGGGUGAUCGAAAACGGCACGAAAGAGGCGAGCAAACUCCUCGUAGUCCUCCAAUGCGGCACCUCCCUCAUUCCACACCUCGUUGGCCCACUCCAGGGCUCUCCCACAAAGGCAGGAAACGAGGACGGAUACCUUCUCCCACUCCAGUGGCGCCGGCCUGAUGCUGGAGAAAUACAACUCUAGUUGGAGCAGAAAUCCCUUUCAUCGCGCUGCCGUCCCAUCAAACGCCGGUGGCCAGGAUAUCUGGAUCCCUCCAGGGGCUGGGGUGUAAGUGGCUGGAUCCGGUUGACCAGCUGGUCUCGAUAGAUCGGGUCCUCUCCUCUCCAGGCGUUGUACUACCUGAAGAACCCGAUCCAUCACUUCCCCCAAGCUGGCCAGCAUCGAGGAAUGCUGCUGGACCCUUGCCACAACUCCAGGCAUGCGGUCUUCUCCUGCUGACUCCAUUCAGCGGGUGAGUGAUUCUGUGAUGAGGUGUGAAUGAGUCAGGCGCAGGAGGUAAAACACCAAAGUCCAGAGUUUAUUCCGUUUACAUAAAUAAAAUGCACCCAGCGUCAAUACGAUACUAUCACAAGGGAAAUAUUCCACCUUGGCAAUAACAAAUUGAAGAGUAGCUCAACCGAGCUAUGAAACAAUGAAACAAUCACUCACAAAGACAAGGGGAACAGAGGGAACACUUAUACACAUACUAAAAAGGGGAAUGAGCACCAGGUGUGUGUGAUUGACAAGACAAGACUUGACAAGUGGAGUGAUGAGAGUGGGAUCGGCAAUAGCUAGUAAGCCGGUGACGACGAACGCCAAAACCUGCCCGAACAAGGAGGGGAGGCAGCCUCGGCGGAAGUCGUGACACCUGCUCUCUUUUCCUGUUGCAUAACAGUUCUGACAGUCAGACUGAUGUUUUAGAACAGAUGUACCCACUAGCCAGGGGUUUAAUCAUUUCCACUAAUGGUUUCUUAGUGUAAGUCUUCAGCUACAGUGGGGGAAAAAAGUAUUUAGUCAGCCACCAAUUGUGCAAGUUCUCCCACUUAAAAAGAUGAGAGAGGCCUGUAAUUUUCAUCAUAGGUACACGUCAACUAUGACAGACAAAUUGAGAAAAGAAAUCCAGAAAAUCACAUUGUAGGAUUUUUUAUGAAUUGAUUUGCAAAUUAUGGUGGAAAAUAAGUAUUUGGUCACCUACAAACAAGCAAGAUUUCUGGCUCUCACAGACCUAUAACUUCUUCUUUAAGAGGCUCCUCUGUCCUCCACUCGUUACCUGUAUUAAUGGCACCUGUUUGAACUUGUUAUCAGUAUAAAAGACACCUGUCCAUAACCUCAAACAGUCACACUCCAAACUCCACUAUGGCCAAGACCAAAGAGCUGUCAAAGGACACCAGAAACAAAAUUGUAGACCUGCACCAGGCUGGGAAGACUGAAUCUGCAAUAGGUAAGCAGCUUGGUUUGAAGAAAUCAACUGUGGGAGCAAUUAUUAGGAAAUGCAAGACAUACAAGACCACUGAUAAUCUCCCUCGAUCUGGGGCUCCACGCAAGAUCUCACCCCGUGGGGUCAAAAUGAUCACAAGAACGGUGAGCAAAAAUCCCAGAACCACACGGGGGGACCUAGUGAAUGACCUGCAGAGAGCUGGGACCAAAGUAACAAAGCCUACCAUCAGUAACACACUACGCCGCCAGGGACUCAAAACCUGCAGUGCCAGACGUGUCCCCCUGCUUAAGCCAGUACAUGUCCAGGCCCGUCUGAAGUUUGCUAGAGUGCAUUUGGAUGAUCCAGAAGAGGAUUGGGAGAAUGUCAUAUGGUCAGAUGAAACCAAAAUAGAACUUUUUGGUAAAAACUCAACUCGUCGUGUUUGGAGGACAAAGAAUGCUGAGUUGCAUCCAAAGAACACCAUACCUACUGUGAAGCAUGGGGGUGGAAACAUCAUGCUUUGGGGGUGUUUUUCUGCAAAGGGACCAGGACGACUGAUCCGUGUAAAGGAAAGAAUGAAUUGGGGCCAUGUAUCGUGAGAUUUUGAGUGAAAACCUCCUUCCAUCAGCAAGGGCAUUGAAGAUGAAACGUGGCUGGGUCUUUCAGCAUGACAAUGAUCCCAAACACACCGCCCGGGCAACGAAGGAGUGGCUUCGUAAGAAGCAUUUCAAGGUCCUGGAGUGGCCUAGCCAGUCUCCAGAUCUCAACUCCAUAGAAAAUCUUUGGAAGGAGUUGAAAGUCCGUGUUGCCCAGCGACAGCCCCAAAACAUCACUGCUCUAGAGGAGAUAUGCAUGGAGGAAUGGGCCAAAAUACCAGCAACAGUGUGUGAAAACCUUGUGAAGACUUACAGAAAACGUUUGACCUGUGUCAUUGCCAACAAAGGGUAUAUAACAAAGUAUUGAGAAACUUUUGUUUUGACCAAAUACUUAUUUUCCACCAUAAUUUGCAAAUAAAUUCAUUAAAAGUCCUACAAUGUGAUUCUCUGGAUUUUUUUUUCUCAUUUUGUCUGUCAUAGUUGACGUGUACCUAUGAUGAAAAUUACAGGCCUCUCUCAUCUUUUUAAGUGGGAGAACUUGCACAAUUGGUGGCUGACUAAAUACUUUUUUCCCCCACUGUAUAUGGUCUGGCUGGCUGUAAUGCUAAAUUACUUGAUUAGGAAAGGUUGGACCAAGCUAUCUUAAGCUGUCUCUAUCUCUGCAAUAGUAUCUCACUGUAAAUCAGUUGUGACUUGAUAUCCUCAGUAAUAUGUUGUGUUUUGUUUUAGGAUCGCACCAUCAUGCAGAAGUGCCACUGCACCCAGGUGGACAAGAUGAUUUCUCAGUACGACAAGGAGAAGCUGACACAGGACAAACUGCUGGAAAAGGCCAUCAAGAAACACGGGUAAAUAUCAGGACCUGUAGAUUGAUCAAUCAAUUAAUUAUGAAAUGUUUAAAUAAACAUUGAACAUAAACAUGUAUCGUUGUAUACCUGGCAUCUGCACAAAGCCAUUGGGUGUGUAAAAUGAAUGUUCUUUCCUGUCUCCACCUAUCUAAGAAAUACCUUUCUGUCGCCCCCACAGAGAAAACAACUGUCUGGAGUUGAAGAAGGAGACUGAGAGUAAAGUGGAGAAACUAUCCACUGACCACAAGGCUAAGGUAACCUUCAGUUCACAGUCACGCCCCUCUGUCAUUAGAAGGACAUCGAUUGUCUUUGUCAAACUGAAUUCUAUGAGUAAAAACAAGGGACUCCUGCACCUGCAGUGAUUAGUUGAAUAACAUUACAGCAGCUCAGCACCUUAAGGAGUAGUUAGUGAUGGUAUAGUGUUUAGUGUAUAAGUGUGUAGUGUGUAUCCUGUGCCCUUCAGGUGAAGGACAUUACAGCCCAGCACACUAAGGAGUGGUCAGAGAUGAUCAACUCCCACAGCAGUAUAGAGCAGGAUAUGAAGGACAUCCACGUAGUCCAACAGUGUGAACACCUCAAGAAACUACUGAGUGGAGUCCAGGAACAACAGACUCUAUCGCUCAAACUGAUCCACGAACGGUGAGAGAGAGAGACACAUGCAUAUACAGUAGGUCAGGGCUCUUUAACCCUGUUCCUGGAGAGCUACCCUCCUGUAGGUUUUCACUCCAACCCUGUUCCUGGAGAGCUACCCUCCUGUAGGUUUUCACUCCAACCUUGUUCCUGGAGAGCUACCGUCCUGUAGGUUUUCACUCCAACCCUGUUCCUCGAGAGCUACCCUCCUGUAGGUUUUCACUCCAACCCUGUUCCUGGAGAGCUACCCUCCUGUAGGUUUUCACUCCAACCAAUAAUUAACUGGCGGAUAAGCUCAAUCAGGUUAGUUAAACCUACCGUAGGGUAGCUCUCCAGGAGCAGGGUUGGAGUGGAAACCUACAGGACGGUAGCUCUCCAGGAGGGUUGGAGAGCCAUGCAGUAGACCCUACAGCUCAAAGUUAAACACAAACUGACAAAACAACUGACCCUACAGCUCAAACUGGAAAUCCAGAGUUCUUCCUUGGGACAUGAUGUGUGCUAUAGGUAUGAUGUCUCUGAAUGAGGUCCCUAGUACAACAGAUACAGUCUAACCAUCUUGGCUACUGUGAGCUGUGGGUUUGUCCUGUCAGGUAUAUGUGUAGUUGAUGAGGUUCCUUACCAGACUGUUUCGUGGUCCCCUCCCCUCUCAGGCAGAGCAAGGAGAUGCGGGCCAACCAGGCCAAGACGUCCAUGGAGAACAGCAAGGCCAUCAGCCAGGACAAGACCAUCAAGAACAAGGCAGAGAGGGAGAGGUGGGUCACACUGCCCCACUCGCUAAUCACCAACUGCCUUCGACUGCAUGGAGAGUAUGGGUUAUGUCAGGAUGAAUAUACACUGAGUGUACAAAACAUUAUAAACACCUGCUCUUUCCAUGACAUAGACUGACCAGGUGAAUCCAGGUGAAAGCUAUGAUCCCUUAUUGAUGUCACCUGUUAAAUCCACUUCAAUCAGUGUAGAUGAAGGGGAGGAGACAGGUUAAAGAAUGAUUUUUAAGCCUUGAGACAAUUGAGACGGAUUGGUGGGUGUGCCAUUCGGAGGGUGAAUGGGCAAGACAAAAUAUUUAAGUGCCUUUGAACAGGGUAUGGUAGUAGGUGCCAGGCGCACCGGUUUGUGUCAAGAACCGCAACGCUGCUGGGUUUUUCACAUUACACAGUUCCCAGUAGAAUUAAGAAUGGUCCACCACCCAAAGGACAUCCAGCCAACUUGACACAACUGUGGAAAACAUUGGAGUCAACAUGGGCCAAGCAUCCAUGUGGAACGCUUUCGACACCUCGUAGAGUCCAUGCCCCGACGAAUUGAGGCUGUUCUGAGGGCAAAAGGGGGUGCAAAUCAAUAUUAGGAAGGUGUUGUAAGUGUUUGGUAUACUCAGUGUAGACGACAGUAUAUAGGUCCCCUAUGAACAGCCCUUAAACUGUGUCUGUACUCUUAGAAUCUUACAAUCUCCUCCUCCUCAUUCUCUUCCCAGGAGAGUUAGAGAGUUGAACAGCAGCAACACCAAAAAGUUCCUGGAAGAAAGGAAAAGGGUUGGUGUUCUAUCUCCUACUAAUUAUAAUGCUGUGACGCUGUUGAGGUGAAUCAACUAGCGCCUUAGACUUGUAAUGGUUUGCUUAGAUGAUACAUGUUGGUGUUAAAUUAAAUGUAUCUUUCUCCUCCUCCUCCAUCUUUCUCCUCCCUCCAUCUUUCUCCCCUAUCCCUCGUUCCAUCGCUAGUUGGCUAUGAAGCACCAGAAGGAGAUGGAGACGCAGGAGAAGUCUCAGAAUGAACAGCUAGAGAAACUGGACAAGUUCAACGAGCAGGUAUCUAACCGCUGA